AUGCGAUUACCACCACUCUCUGUACUGAUCACAUGGCCAGCACCCAAUUACGUCGACCCUGUCACUCGCGGCAAUGCCUCUUCGAUCGUUAACGGGAUUUUCAUCGCACUGGUGCUUGUCGUGGUGACGCUCCGCUUUUACUGCCGGACAUCGACAGGAGCACUACGACUAGGAUGGGACGAUGUCAUGAUCUCGCUGGCUCUGUUAUUCACCCUCGGACUGGCAGCAGUCGUGAUGUUGGCCGAGAAGCUCUACGGCUGGGACAGGCAUGUUUGGGACAUCCCACCUGAUCGGAUUACCAACGCGAAUAUCAUCGCUCUGGUCGCGAAGAUCGUCUUCAGCUUGGCUGCUACCUUCACGAGACUAUCACUCUGCGCCUUCUACUACCGCCUGGUCAAAGACUCUGGCAUUCGUUGGUUCAAAACCGUAGUGCACCUUACCAAUGCAUUCACCAUUGCGGUUUGCGUAGCAUUUCUCUUCAUAUCGAUCUUUCAGUGCACACCUGUGAAGUUCUACUGGGAGUUCCCACCUACAACAGCUGGAACAUGCAUGAAUGAAGGAAAGGCCACGCUUGCGGCAGGCAUUAUCAACCUGUUCAACGACUUUCUGUGCGCAGUGAUACCAAUACCUUUGGUCAUGAAUCUACACAUGCCCUUAAAACAGCGAGUCGGCGUGUGUGUACUGUUUGGUCUCGGCUUCGUCGUCAUUGUGGCAGGCAGUGUCCGUACAUACUUUAUCUGCAAGUCCGUCAACAUUGUGGUCGUGAUUGAAAGCUAA
Recurvomyces mirabilis is the source of this 777-nucleotide messenger RNA. RefSeq lists its product as uncharacterized. The transcript has 2 exons. The record is from RefSeq and is a predicted model, not a curated record. Lineage: Eukaryota; Fungi; Ascomycota; Dothideomycetes; Mycosphaerellales; Teratosphaeriaceae. Bases 1 to 777 code for a protein of 258 amino acids.